CACCUGGCGGCGGCGGCGGCGGCGGCGGCGGCGGCGGCGGCGGCGGCGGGAUGGAGGGCGCGGGGGGCCCGUGGGCGCUGGGGCUGCUGCGCACCUUCGAGGCGGCGGAGUUCGCGGGCUGGGAGAAGGUGGGCUCGGGCGGCUUCGGGCAGGUGUACAAGGUGCGGCACGUCCACUGGAAGACAUGGCUGGCCGUCAAGUGCCCGCCGGGCCCGCACGCCGACGACAGGGAGCGGCUGGAGCUGCUGGAGGAGGCGCAGAAGAUGGAGCUGGCCAAGUUCCGCUACAUCCUGCCCGUGUACGGCAUCUGCCGGCAGCCGGCGGGGCUGGUGAUGGAGUUCAUGGAGACGGGGUCCCUGGAGCGGCUGCUGGCCACGGCGCCCCUGCCCUGGGCCCUGCGCUGCCGUGUGGUGCACGAGACGGCCGUGGGCAUGAACUUCCUGCACUGCAUGCGCCCCCCGCUGCUGCACCUGGACCUGAAGCCCGCCAACAUCCUGCUGGACGCGCACUACCAUGUCAAGAUCUCGGACUUCGGGCUGGCCAAGUGCAGCGGGCUGGCGCACUCGCAGGAGCUGAGCAUGGACGGGCUGUUCGGGACGGUGGCCUACCUGCCCCCUGAGCGCAUCCGUGAGAAGAGCCGCCUGUUUGACACCAAGCAUGACGUGUAUAGUUUCGCCAUCGUCAUCUGGGGAGUCCUCACGCAGAAGAAACCCUUUGCAGAUGAGAAGAAUAUUCUGCACAUUAUGGUGAAGGUGGUGAAAGGGCACCGGCCCGAGCUGCCCCCUGUGUGCCGAGCCCGGCCCCGCGCCUCCGGUCGCCUCCUCAGCCUCAUGCAACGGUGCUGGCACGGGGACCCCCGGGAGAGGCCCAGCUUCCAAGAAAUCACAUCAGAGACCGAGGAGCUGUGUGAGAAGCCAGACGAGGAGGUGAAGGAGGCGGCCCCGGAGCUGGAGGGGAAGAGCCUCCCGCAGCCCAAUAGCGAGGCGCCCGUGCCCAGUGCCCUGCAGCGGGCGUCGGCACCCACGCUGGACCAGGACUGCAGCCUGUCGGAGCUCCUCUCCCAGCUGGACUCGGGCAUCUCGCAGAGCCUGGGGGCCCCCGAGGAGCUGGGCCGCAGCGUCUCCGCGUCCAGGCUCCCGGCCCCCGGCGGCGACAAGAGGCUGUCGGGGGUGUCGUCCGUGGACUCGGCCUUCUCCUCCCGGGGCUCCCUGUCCCUGUCCUUUGAGCGGGAGCCCCCCGCGGCCGACCCUGCGAGCCCCUCGGACGCGCAGAAGAAGAAGCUGGUGGAGGCGGUGGUGAGCGGCGACACGGGCCGGCUGCUGAAGAUCCUGCAGCCGCAGGACGUGGACCUGGUGCUGGAGGGCGGCGCCGGCCUGCUGCACCUGGCCGUCGAGGCCGGCCAGGACGACUGCGUCAAGUGGCUGCUGCUCAACGACGCGGACCCCAACCUGCGCGACGCGCGGGGCGCCACCCCGCUGCACCUGGCGGCCGGCCGCGGGGCCAGGGGCGCCCUGGAGCUGCUGCUGGCGCGCAGGGGCAGCGUGCGGGCGGCCGACGAGGACCGCUGGACGGCGCUGCACUUCGCGGCGCAGCGCGGGGACGAGGCCUGCGCCCGGCUGCUGCUGGAGCGCGGCGCGGGGCCGCUGGACGCCGACUGCGAGGGCCGCACCCCGCUGCACCUGGCCGCCCAGCACGGCCGCGAGGGGCUGGUGCGCCUGCUGCUGCGCCGGGGCGGCGCGGCGGGCGCCCCGGGCAAGGACGCCUGGCUGCCGCUGCACUGCGCCGCCUGGCAGGGCCACCUGGCCAUCGUGCGCCUGCUGGCCAAGCAGCCCGGGCCCGGCGCCGCCGCCGCCACCGCCGCGGGCGUGGACGCGCGCACUGCCGACGGCCGCACGGCCCUGCACCUGGCGGCCCAGCGCGGCCACUACCGCGUGGCGCGCCUGCUGGCCGACCUGGGCGCCGACGUGCAGCUGCCGGGCCGGGCCGGGCGCUGCCCGCUGCACGUGGCGGCCGAGACGGGCCACACCAGCACCGCGCGGCUGCUGCUGCACCGGGGCGCCCGGCCCGAGGCGCGCACGGCCGACGGCUCCACCGCGCUGCACCUGGCGGCCCGCGGCGGCCACCUGGCCACGGUGCGGAUGCUGCUGGAGGAGCGGGUGUGCGCGGGGGCCCGCGGGCCCGGGGGGCGCACGGCGCUGCACCUGGCGGCCGCGGCCGGCCACGCCGAGCUGGUGGAGGAGCUGGCGGGCGCCCCCGGGCUGCUGGACCUCUGCGACGAGCAGGGCCUGACCGCGCUGCACCUGGCCGCCCGUGGCCACCACGCCGCCGCCGUGGGCGCGCUGCUCAGGCGGGGCGCCCACGUCAACAUGCAGAGCCUCAAGGCCCAGGGCGCACCCGGCCCCGAGUCGGGCACCGAGACGGGCACCGAGAUGGGCACCGAGACGGGCACAGAGACGGGCUCGGAGAUGGGCACCGAGAAUGGCCCCGAGACGGGCACGGAGACGGGCCCCGAGACGGGCCCUGAGACGGGCACCGACGGCCUGCGGAGAAGCGACACCUAGCCCGGCCCGUCCUCGGUGGCCCGUCCCUCCAAGGGGACGGGAGGACUCGGCGUGUGCCCCCCGCCCGGCGGCGGCGACCGGGGGGUGGGGGGCCGGGCGGCCUCUCGUGUUGCAAACCCUCCGGCCGGGCGUGGGACCCCGCAACUGGGAGGGUGCGCCCGGUACCCCUGCACCGGAGGGACGCGAGCCAGAAGCGGGCUCUGCGGUGUCUGGCCAUGUCUGCCGGGUGACAGUCACCGUGCGUCGCGACCCCCAGGCUG
Molecule: messenger RNA, 2821 nt
Organism: Erinaceus europaeus (western European hedgehog)
Lineage: Eukaryota; Metazoa; Chordata; Mammalia; Eulipotyphla; Erinaceidae
Gene: RIPK4
Product: receptor interacting serine/threonine kinase 4
Exons: 8
Coding region: 51-2561 (836 amino acids)
Biological process (GO): protein phosphorylation
Molecular function (GO): protein tyrosine kinase activity; ATP binding; protein binding
Source: RefSeq, a predicted model, not a curated record